Messenger RNA from Piliocolobus tephrosceles (Ugandan red Colobus), 1481 nucleotides. RefSeq lists its product as uncharacterized. NCBI's taxonomy places the organism in Eukaryota, Metazoa, Chordata, Mammalia, Primates, Cercopithecidae. The record is from RefSeq and is a predicted model, not a curated record.
UAGUAGAGAUAGGGUUUCACCAUGUAAGCCAGGCUUGUCUCAAACUCCUGACCUCGAGUGAUCCUCCUGCCUUGGCCUCCCAGAGUGCUGAGAUUACAAAUAGGCAUGAGCCACAGCACCCGGCCCCAAUGUACUUUAAAUAAACCAUCUCAAAAGAAAAGCAAAAGCAAAAUAAAUAAAGCAAUCGAAUUAAACAAUAACUCGGUAAACAUUAUCAAUGUAACUAUGGGGGACGUUAAUAGGAAUGAAAUGCUUUCCAGGAUUACAGUACUUACAUUCUCAAAAAUUUUCUAUUGAAGUCCGUUUCCAAAACCUGAACCAUGGGGAACAGUAGGACUGAAAACCAUAAGGUUGACCUUGGGUGGCCACUCUCCGAAGUAAGAUCUCCUUUGCUGCAAGUAAGACCAGAUCCCACUACGCUGAGGCGCACCAGCGUGGGCUUGUCCGGCGUGCACGAGCCCUCGGUGAGCGGCACCAAGCACCGCAGUGUCGUGUACAGCAGCAACGUUAGCACCAACAGGCUGGACACCACUCAGAUAGCAAUGAUCAGGUACACGUUGACAUCCACCAGUGCUGCCUCCCGGACCUCGACGCCUGCCAACGCGUGUGAUGAGACUUUCCUCGCCUGUCUGCUCUCCGCCAGCGACACCACCACGGUGGUGGUGGCAGUCAGCGCCAUCUCGCGGUGGUCCUUCAUCAGCACCAGCAGGCGGUGGCUCGUAGCUUUCGCCUUGUUCAGGGUACUCGUGCUGAUCUCGCCCAUGCACAGCCCCACGUGGAACGGGUGCUGCCAGCUGACAAAGGCAGCACUUGUGACAACCAGACGUCGUAACUGGAGUCCACCGCGCGCACCUUCGCCACCACGUGGCCUGCACACACUGAAUGCGGGACCAGCUCACUCACAGCGCCGCCAUUCCACCCAAGGCGCCAGCAGCGCCGACAAAGUUGUCGUUCCAGCACUAAUACGCAGCGUCACGCUGCUGCCCAGAGGCGGCAUGCCAGCUUCGCGCGCUCUCACCUGGAACUGCAGCAGCUCCAGCUCCUCGUGGUCCAGUCGCUGGAGCGCGUACAGCUUGCCGCUCUCCGCGUGCACCGACACAUGGCUAGACAGCGCGCGCUCACCCACCCGCUGUUCCAUCAACAGCACGUUCUUCUGCGCGUACGGGUCCCGCGCGGACACUGUGAAGCCGUGGCAGCCCCGCAGGUUGUUAUCUUUCACGAACACCAUGUACUCGGGCUGCCCGAACGCCGGUGCGUCGUGGUUCACUGUUCGGUCACUUCCACGGACCCCAUGGCUGUGGCUCACAAUGAAAGCGAGUCCCCAUUCCGCGCGAUUACCACCAAUUGAUAGAUUUGCUCUCUUUGUCCAGGGCGCUGUGGAGCACCAAGGAAUAGGUUCUCGGCGGGGCCUAUUGAAGGUGGAAGCCAGCUUGAAGAGACGUGAGGCGUCAGGGUGCGGGUCACCUGUUGCUUGGCACUGA